Molecule: messenger RNA, 1204 nt
Organism: Saccostrea cuccullata (small rock oyster)
Lineage: Eukaryota; Metazoa; Mollusca; Bivalvia; Ostreida; Ostreidae
Exons: 6
Coding region: 1-1125 (374 amino acids)
Molecular function (GO): signaling receptor activity
Source: RefSeq, a predicted model, not a curated record
AUGCUAACAUUUCGUUUUAUAUUCAUUUUAUAUUUGAAUAUCUUUGCAGGAUUUUUCACAACCACUAAAGAAAAGCUCACAUUCUAUACGAAUGCUAAGUCUUGGAAUGAUGCAAAGACAAUCUGUGAACAAAGUGGUUCAUCCUUAGUUACAAUUUCUUCUCCGACGAAACAAUACUUCAUUGAAAAAUAUCUUCAAAACGAGUGGGUUCAAUCUGUCCCCGGAAAUGUAUGGACGGGAUUACAUGAAAUAGAUUCGUCAGACGGAUCAAAGGUAAAAUGGAUCGACUGCAACAAUGUAACCUAUCACAAAUACGUCACGACACCAAGUUCAGUAGCAGACGACAAUAAAUGCUUUUCAAUUAAUCCGUCAACAGGACAAUGGAAGACUGAGAGAUGCGAUGUGAAAUUAAGCUUUAUAUGCGAAGUAAAUUUAGGACUUUGUGAUUUUGACCGAUACUAUCCAAGAACCGGUUGUAGUGGAUCUUUGAAACAAACGGGAGAGUACAGCCUUUACGAUUGUUUAAAUGCCUGUCGUAAUAUUCCAAUUCAAUCCGAAGGUGAGGAAUGCUGGGGUGUCGGGUUCUACCAGGGAUAUACCGAGGACGACUGUUGGAUGUUUCUUUCUGUUGAUCCAGAGGCAUGCUCCAAAUCCAGCUUUUCAAAUAACAACAUUGAUAUGUACCUUAAGACAUGUUUUACAAAUGAAGUAAAUAAUACGAUUCUGGCGGAUAAUUCGGUAGCCCUAAUUCCCGAUACCUCCUGUAUGGUCAAUAUACCAUUGAUAUCGUCCACGCAAGGGGAUUUCACCAUGCAGAGUACAAAUUCAGUUUCUAUUACGAUGACAACAACCAACAAUCCAGAUGUUUGUACUUGCCCAUGCAGAGCAAAUUCUACGAAAUCAAUAGAACAACAACUGAUGGACAUUAAAAAAGAAUUAACCAUUAAUAAAAAGAAAACCUCAGCUUACCUAAGAACUCUGUCUUGUGCGGAUGAUUAUCGCUCCAGUUCUAAGGUGAUUGGUUAUGCAGGUAUAAUAUUCAUCGUGUUGGAAAUAUCAUUGUUUGUAUUUCUAGAUAGUCCAAACUUAAUGAAAUUGUUUAAAUUCAUUUACAAGAAAAGGUGAAGGACAGUGAAGAUGUAGACACUAUUUUAUAAAAUUUAGAUAUUGCACAUUUUUGUGUCAGAUACAGUGACUUGUUUUA